GUAAAGAGAUUAAGCGUGAACGCGCAGCUCGCUCCCGUCUCCUCCAUCUAUCCGCGGGGACAUGACGGCCCAGUCUGUGCGCUCUCUGUCCGGAUUGCUGAAGCCUCUGCUCAGACACCGGGUGCCGAAGGUCUACAGUGCUGCAACAUGUAAACAGAAACACACUUACACGACCAUACCUCCACCCGCUAAGUAUGGAGGCAGACACACAGUGACUCUGAUUCCUGGCGACGGCAUCGGACCGGAGCUGGCCAACCACGUGAGAGCACUAUUCCGGUUCUGCUGUGUGCCGGUGGACUUUGAGGUUGUCAAUGUGGACUCGACUAAGGCCUCAGAAGAUGACAUCAGUAACGCCAUAAUGGCCAUCAGACGCAAUGGAGUGGCACUGAAAGGAAACAUUGAGACCAACCACAACUUGCCACCUUCCUAUAAGUCCAGAAACGGCCUGCUCCGUACCACUCUAGAUCUCUAUGCCAACGUGAUGCACUGCCAGUCUCUGCCAGGAGUGAGGACGCGACACCGAAACGUUGACAUCAUGAUCAUCAGGGAAAACACAGAGGGAGAGUACAGCAGCCUGGAGCAUGAGAGCGUACCGGGCGUCGUUGAGUGUCUGAAGAUCAUCACCAGGACCAAAUCUUUACGCAUCGCUGACUACGCUUUUAGAACGGCUCGAGAGAAAGGACGCGGUCGAGUCACAGCUGUGCACAAAGCCAACAUCAUGAAGUUGGGUGAUGGCCUCUUUCUGGAGUGCUGUAAGGAAGUUGCCAGUGGUUACCCUGAAAUCACCUUUGAUAGCAUGAUUGUGGACAACACCACCAUGCAGCUGGUUUCUAAGCCUCAACAGUUCGACGUGAUGGUCAUGCCCAACCUGUAUGGCAACGUUGUGAGCAAUGUGUGUGCCGGGUUGGUGGGCGGACCGGGCCUGGUGCCUGGGGCCAACUAUGGAGACGACUACGCUGUGUUUGAGACGGGCACCAGGAACACCGGGAAGAGCAUCGCAAACAGGAACACAGCAAACCCCACGGCCAUGCUGCUGGCCUCCUGUCUGCUGCUGGACCACCUGAAGCUCCACGCCUACGCCAACAUGAUCCGCAGAGCCAUCCUGUCCACUGUCACCGAGGCACGGCUGCACACUGCUGACCUGGGAGGACAAGGCUCCACGUCUGAAGUGGUCCAGUCCAUCAUGAAUGCUGUUCAGAGCACCGGACCCCGCACACUGAGCAUCCAGGAGCCAGACACCACUCAGCACGGAUAAUUAUAACCGUGUGCAGUAGAUGAUAUGUAUUAUAUAACUGCACUGUGUGGUUUUUAUUUAAUCUAAAGGUUCUGUAGUUUAUAAAGCCCCAUUUUUGAAGCUGAGAUACAUAACAACACUAUAUUAUAGACAGAUUCCUGAGCACUUUAUUUCCAUCUAUACUUUCUGUAAACUUACCAUCAUAAUGUUUACUGAAUGAAUCUGCUGCACCUGUUACAGUUCCACUCAAUCUUUUAUGUGUUUUAGUUUCAGUUAGUUAUCAUUGAGUGAGACUAUUUCUCUUUCAAGCAUUUUAACAUGAAUGUAUCUGGAGAAGGUUUGGACCAUUAAAUGUUGAGAUGCUUCGAAAGUCAGAGUUUGGCUUUGAAUCAACUUGGUGCACUGGCUCAUCUGGGCCACAUGGAGGCCACGCUGUCCACAACCACAGCGUCUGGUGUUUCGCUGAAUGAAAGUAGCUCAUUUAAUAACUUAUCUGUCCCAGGAGUAGGAGGACCCCUUAGCGUCUGUAGCAGGCCUGGAGUGAAGAAAUGCAGGCCAUACUACUAGUAGCACAGGUUCAGUUAUUCAAUGAUAAAAGGUCAGCAUUCAGAGAUUGUUUUCCUCAGUUUAGUGCCCUUACAACAGAAAACAGACCCUUCUUAAGUUUUUGUAGGAAAUGUUAAACAAGUUCAAACAGUGCUAACUGAACGUUAAUAAAUGAAGGUUGGGCAGA
Mugil cephalus (flathead mullet) is the source of this 1967-nucleotide messenger RNA. RefSeq names its product isocitrate dehydrogenase [NAD] subunit gamma, mitochondrial-like. NCBI's taxonomy places the organism in Eukaryota, Metazoa, Chordata, Actinopteri, Mugiliformes, Mugilidae. The coding region runs from base 62 to 1255 and encodes 397 amino acids. Gene Ontology annotation, cellular component: mitochondrion. The transcript has 12 exons. Gene Ontology annotation, biological process: tricarboxylic acid cycle; isocitrate metabolic process. The record is from RefSeq and is a predicted model, not a curated record. Gene Ontology annotation, molecular function: oxidoreductase activity, acting on the CH-OH group of donors, NAD or NADP as acceptor; NAD binding; magnesium ion binding.